Macrobrachium nipponense is the source of this 2145-nucleotide messenger RNA. Its product is annotated as proclotting enzyme-like. The record is from RefSeq and is a predicted model, not a curated record. Bases 343 to 1881 code for a protein of 512 amino acids. Lineage: Eukaryota; Metazoa; Arthropoda; Malacostraca; Decapoda; Palaemonidae. Gene Ontology annotation, molecular function: serine-type endopeptidase activity. The transcript has a single exon. Gene Ontology annotation, biological process: proteolysis.
AGAAUAAAUUUGGUAGUGAAAGUUCUGUAAUUUGUUCUUAUACGUCACCGAUUGGUAGCGAAAAAUCUAACCUAUCUUUGAAAUAAAAGAGAAAUGGAAAAGGGAGAAAACAUUUACCCCACAGACCGAAGUGUAAUUAUCGACAUGUGUUGACUGCGUUGGAUUCAAUUUGUCGAGGGAGUUUAUGAGUUUUUUAUCUUUGUAAGUGGGAGGGGCAAAGGGCUUGAGCACCGCGUCGCCGCCCAUAUUAAAUACUCGUAUGAUCACUUGGUUCAGUCACUAGAGUAGACCGUGGUCAUAUAACUUGCAGAGGCAAACAUCGUUGGCGCACAAGCCCUAGCAAUGAAGACCUUAACCCUUCUUCUAGUUUGCGGUGUUAUGGAAAUCUCGGCAAAAUCCGCUGCAAGAUAUUAUUGUCCCCCUCUCCCUUGUGGGGAGUCAAAUGUGUUCGUAGGGUAUUCCGAUUAUUAUUUUACCUCUCCAGGAUAUCCGAACCCUUACCCCGAAGGCACAGCGUGUUUAUGGCAACUGUAUUCUCCAUUUUAUACGGCCCUCCGACUACAGUGCUACUUUGACACCACGCCAUCCGACGGUUGCCUUCAGGAUACUUUCUUCUUCUCACCGUCAGGUGACUGCUGGAUGUAUGAUGGAGAUAAAUACUGCGGCUUUGGUUUCUUAGAUUUCACAACACAGUCCAAUUUUCUGUCUGUACGGUUUUAUUCUCAGGCUGCAAAUCUAGCUCAUCAAGGAUUUAUCUGUGUUGUACAUGCGGUUGAUCCGACUAGUGUGACAGAACUGUUAACAUCCGAUCCCAAUCCACCAACAGAGUCUGCCACUGGUACAAGUACUUUGGUAACCUCAGGAAUGAGUUCUGUAACUCAUUCAGAAGCAAUUUCUCCUGUAACUCCAUUUGUUUCGAAUCCAGACAUAAUUUCACAUACAAGUUCUCUAACUUCCCACGGCACAAGUCCUGCUGCAUCAUCUGAGAAAAAUCCUGGAGCAUCCGUUGAAACAACCAACCCUACAGCCUCUGAUGGAAGUACUUUUACGUUCUCCGACUCAAGUCGUCCGGCAACCUCGCCUGAGAUAAGCUCUCCACCAACCUCAGCGACAACAAGUAGUAACUCCAGCUGCCAGUGUGGUAUCAAGGGCAGGUCUAGGAUUGUUGGUGGGAAUGAAGCCGAAGCUCUUGAGUGGCCUUGGCAGGCUGGAAUAUACUAUCAUUCUGGUAGUCGGUCUCCUUUCUGUGGCGGUUCUUUGUUGAGUGAUGAAUGGGUAAUUACAGCUUCACAUUGUGUAGAUGGAAAGGAAGCCAGUCAGAUUUAUGUUAUUUUAGGUGAUCAUGACACAACUGUAACGGAGGCCACUGAACUGCAGUUCAAUAUUGAUGGAAUUAUCAUGCAUGAAAAUUAUGACUCAAGCACUGUUGAUAAUGAUAUUGCAUUACUUCGCCUACAAACGCCAGUAGGGAGCUUUGCUGAUGGAGGAAUCUUUCCCAUUUGCUUGCCAGCCAAUUACAUCUCCGAAGAUUUCAUUGGGGAAAAUGCCACAGUGACUGGCUGGGGAACUCUCCAAUAUCAGGGAGCUAAAAGUCAUGUCUUAAUGGAGGUCGAUGUGCCCAUUGUUGAAUGCCAAAACUACCCAGUUAUAGCAGAUGAUGUGACUAAUAACAUGAUCUGUGCUUAUGAACAAGGGAGAGAUUCCUGUCAGGGUGAUUCGGGGGGACCUCUCCAGUUGCAGUUGGAUGGGAAGUACUAUCUGAUAGGGCUAGUUUCCUUCGGGCAUGGAUGUGGCGACUUGGACUCUCCCGGUGUUUAUACUAAAGUUACUAAUUAUAUUAACUGGAUUGAGAGUAACACGGGAGUAAACUUUUGUUAUUGAAAAAAAAGAGAUUGUUUUAGAUUAUGUAAAAUGCAUAAGGGUAAGGGUAAUAUGUUUAAUCUUAAAUCAUAUUUGAUGCUAAAAGGCCUAGUUAAGCUGAGGUCCUCUUGUGUUUAGACAUUAAUCAGUUUUCCAUGCGUAGACGUGUAUUAAUGAAAGGAAUCUCACGUCACUAGAAAUUGUUUGAAUGUUGAAGAAAAAUUACAAUUACUUAAAAAAAAAAUAAGUUUCUCUAAUGAAUAAAUCCUAUUCCAAUGCUAAUAA